This is a messenger RNA of Cyprinus carpio (common carp), 2459 nucleotides long. RefSeq names its product kelch domain-containing protein 8B-like (gene klhdc8b). Bases 1294 to 2385 code for a protein of 363 amino acids. The transcript has 7 exons. NCBI's taxonomy places the organism in Eukaryota, Metazoa, Chordata, Actinopteri, Cypriniformes, Cyprinidae. Gene Ontology annotation, molecular function: protein binding. The record is from RefSeq and is a predicted model, not a curated record.
CGUGUGAGCGUUCAGGGGAGGGCGAGGUAAAGUGAUGCUGAGCCAAUGGAGAUACUCAUGCGAGGAGCAUCUGUCUUAAACCCAAACUAACCGCUGGCAUAACGCUCCUGUCUCCGGCUUGAGAGGCGCGUCGAGGUCAUAAUCUGACUGAAGUUUGAAGAAGCGCGCUCUUAUUCACUGUCUUUGGGAGAUUCGCUUGAGCAGGACAAAACAAGAAGGCUAUGUAGACAGGAGCUGAUGUUUAUCCCACGGAUCUACUGGACAGCACAUACCCGUGACGACAUCAUCCCCCACAAAUCCCGGGAGAUUCUUCUUUCUAUGUGGAUUAAAGUCUACAGCGAGGAAACUAGAGCUUAAACAGCUGGGAUUUUUCUAUGUUCCUGACAUCAUCUGUAGGAAAUGAGACCUGGGCGUCUGUCUUUUUUCUCUACAUGGACGAAAAGCCAAGGAAAGUGUUCUGAAAGCUGACCGUCAGGAUUAAUUUUACUUACAAAACUGCCCCUUUAUCUUUAAACCCAAAGAAGAGCCUGAUGGUGUCAUAUGAUAUGGACUAAUUGUACUCAGUAAGAGCGCCCGGCGGCAGCACUUUGGCUCCAGAUGAAACUGAUGUUUUUCUGCAUAAUUUUUUAUUCGGUCUGGAGCCGUUAGCCCUCCCGCACUGUGUGUCGUAGCAUGUGGCUUGGGCUCAACAUCCACAGCCAAACCGAUUUAGACCACGAAGGAACCAUCUCUACAUCUGUAGAUACUCUGUCAUUUUUUAGAGGGAUGCACAGAGACAUCUGAUCUGCUUUCCUCACGUUUUUUGUUCUCUUUACCUAUGCGAUUUCCUAAAGAAGAAGCCCAAGAGAUCCCGCUCUCUUUCACACGUGCACCUACGGCAGCCAUGAGGGUCACACCGACACAUUUGGCAGGACUACAGAGCGGUGCUCCACGUGGAUAAAUUAGUUUAUUUCGUGUCGGGGUUACACAUUCUUGCCAUAUAUUUUUACAACUGCAAUGCUCGUGGAACACGACAGGAAAGACUUAAAAGGGCCUGAUGCACCUUUUAAGAGCAGCAACAAAAAUGAAUAAAUCAUCAAGAGGGAGUGAGGGCUAGUUCUUCACAGACAGCACUGAAGGAAACGCUCUUCACCCCCUACCAGAGAGAGAGGUCUCUGGCAGACUGACAGUUGCAGCCUCUCCUGCUCUCUAGCCUGGUGGAACGUUGAUGCAUUUGCCUUGAGUUUCACGUUCCUCGGCCUUCCCCCUACGUGCCUGUGUCAUGCUCUGUUGCCGGUGUGCCGUCCUGGAGCCAUGCCCAUCCCCGAGAUGGCUUUGAGCCCGGUGAAGUCUUUGUACUGGGAGGUGUUCCCCUCCAUGGCCACGCAGCGGGUGUACUGCACGCCUGUGCUCUGGGCUGGACGCCUCUAUGUUCUGGGGGGCUGCAGUGAGAACGGCCUCCCUCUGGACUCAGCCGAGGUGCUGGAUCUGGAGAGCCAGUGCUGGUGCGAGCUGCCCCCUCUCCCCACCGCACGGGCCGGGGCAUCUGCCGUGGCCGUCGGAGACCAGUUGAUGGUCAUGGGAGGCAUGGAUGCACAGCAGAGCCCGCUGGCCUCGGUGGAAGUGUAUCAUCCUGAUGAGGGCAAGUGGGAGAGGAAGACAGGACUGGGGCAGCCCUCCAUGGGGAUCACCACACUGGAGAAAGAUGGCAAGGUGUAUGCACUGGGCGGGAUGGGGGCUGACACGACCCCUCAGGCCUCAGUGAGGCUGUAUGAGCCAACAAAGGACCAGUGGCUGCCCCUCACCUCCAUGCCCACCCCACGCUACGGAGCAUUCUCCUUCCUGCGCGGUAACAAGAUCUAUGUUCUAGGUGGGCGUCAGGGCAAGCUGCCAGUGACCGCAUUCGAGGCCUUCGACCUUGAGAUGAAGAGCUGGACGCGGUACCCAUGCAUCCCCAGCCGCAGAGCGUUCUCCUCAUGCACUGCCAGCGACAGGGCGUUUUUCAGCCUGGGGGGUCUUCAGCAGCCUGGACCCCACAACUUUUACUCCAGACCUCACUUCGUCUCCACUGUAGAGGAAUUUGAUUGUGAGCAGGGUGUGUGGUUGAAGGCCACGCGGAGCUGUCGCAUGAGAGAGAAGCGGGCGGACUUCGUAGCUGGCUGUCUCGGUGGAUGGGUCAUCGCUGCGGGGGGGGACUCGGUAAGUAAACAGCCGAUCACGUCCCCGCUGGCGUCAGUGGAGAGUUAUAACCAGCUGAAGAGGAGAUGGGAACCUGUGGCCCCGUUACCCAGCCCUCGCUGCUCCUGUGCCUCCAUUCAGACCCCAAACAUGCUGUUCCUCAUCGGAGGGGUGUCCCAGGGUCCCAGCAAUGCCGUGGAAGCCCUCUGUUUGAAAGAGACCGUCUGACACACACACACACACACACUCAUACACACACUAAUGAACAACUACACAAAUCCUCACAUGCUGUACUUUCCGGA